AUGCCGAUGAUAAACGGCAUCAAGAUGGCUUGUAUCUGCCCGCACCCGCCCAACAAUGGCUGCUCAUGCGCUACCGUCACGGCCGCCCUCCCGCGCUCGCGCAAAUGCGGUUGUGGGUCCAAGUCAGCCUCCGGCGCUGCUGGCGUUAACGGCGCCAGCGGCAACGGCAGUGCCUCCAUCUCCAAGACGCCGCGCUCGCCUUCAAAACGAGCCUUCUUCAAACCACCGAUGUCGCCCAAGUCCAUGGCACGGCGCAUCGACCCCAGUGCACUCGGCCGCACUGAUGUUAAUCUGAUGAAUAUUCACGCCCCACCACCCGGUACCGCCGGCUGGCCGUCUAACGGACACCCGCCACAGAAUAUCGACAACCUCUCCUCCCUCACUGGCUCGGGCCACACGAACGGCGGCCAAUUUAUGCUUCCGAACGAGUCCGUGGCCUUUUUUGGCGGCCAGGGCGAGCAGACAGCCAUGUUUACGAAUCCCGGCGCCGGUGCAUAUGCCCAGUCCGGCUACCCGUUGCAGGACCCCGGACCAGGCGAGCACGGCAUGUACGCCAACGGCGGGCGCGGCGACUUUAAUGGCUUUUUCGACGACGGCAUGGGAAUGUCGACGACGUUGGGUGAGGGUUUGGACGGGUUUGGCCUCAACCUCAGAGACCUACGACCAGGCCAGGUAAACGGUUUCCACGGUCUGCAGUAUCAGGCAUCACACACGCCAGCAGCAGUAUCAGCACCAGCGCCAGCGCCAGCACCCGUAUCAGUAUCGGCAGCGCCUGCUGCUGCCACGGCAAAAGGCUCAUGCUGUGCACCGGCGACACAGCCGCAGCACUUGGUGACCGAGUCGGCGCGGCACACACCUACGUCAAGCACAACCUCGUUGGCAAGUACCGGUGGCAGUGGUACGACAGCCAGCUCCCACUCGAAUGCCAAGAGCUGUUGCUCGGGGUCGCCAGUGACGGCAUCGUCCUCUUCGUCGCAGCAGCACACGAUGCUCAAGUCAGAAAGCAGGAUAGGCGGCGGACCAGGAUCCGUAUCGCUGUCGUCGAUUCCUCUAGCCAAGUCUUCUCGUAAUGGUUCGAGUACAGGCGACGUCAAGCCGCCCAUGGCCAAUGCCAGCAAUGGCCACGUCGACCAGUACGCUAGCCUGCAACAGCAGCACGGAGUACCACUGACCCACUACGCUGGGUACGCACAUCAGCAGCCGCCGCAGCAACAACAACAACGACAGCAGCAGCAGCAGCAGCAGCAUCAGUCCCACGGUUCGCCAGCAUGGUACCGCUAUCCACCAGAGUAUGGCACAGUGUCGGCGCCUCUGCAGUCAUCGCAGUGGCGCGCGAGCCUAAUCACGACCGGACCCGAUGCACAUCUAUACAUGCAGGGACAACACCAACGGUAUGACGCAGCGACAAUACAACACCAACAACAGCAGCAGCAUGAACAGCAUCACCAGCAGCAGCAACAACAGUUUGCGGUACACAAUGGUGGUCUGUUGGACGGUGGUGGCGACUUGCACAUGUGUUCGUGCGGUGACGGCUGCGAAUGCAUAGGCUGCGUUGCGCACCCGUUCAACAAUGCGACACAAGAUACGAUCCGCUCGGUGUGGAGCUACAUGGGCGACUCGCCGAGCAACUCGAGUGCACGGACGAUGACUUCGACCUCGACGGCGACGGCGACGGCGACGUCGACGGUGACGACGACACUGCCGCCUCAAGCCAACGCGGAUUCUACAUCACCCUCGCAACAAGCCUUUACGCCCUCGGCGUCUGACACGUCGGGUGUCAGCGAAGACCAGCAGUCAUCGCUGCCUGCCGGCGAUUUCUUGUUUGUCAGCUACUCCGUGAUGGAUUGCGAUGGCGAGGGGUUGACAUGCCCCUGCGGCGACGACUGUCAGUGUGUCGGAUGCACAAUUCAUAACAACGCUUUGUAG
Sporothrix brasiliensis 5110 is the source of this 1926-nucleotide messenger RNA. RefSeq lists its product as uncharacterized. The transcript has 2 exons. Bases 1 to 1926 code for a protein of 641 amino acids. Lineage: Eukaryota; Fungi; Ascomycota; Sordariomycetes; Ophiostomatales; Ophiostomataceae. The record is from RefSeq and is a predicted model, not a curated record.